Messenger RNA from Mesocestoides corti, 5694 nucleotides. The record is from the annotation of a GenBank genome assembly. Lineage: Eukaryota; Metazoa; Platyhelminthes; Cestoda; Cyclophyllidea; Mesocestoididae.
AUGGCUGCAACGGUUACAGCUGUGGAGUUGAGUGCCGAGGACAGUGUUUCAUCUCGCGUUCUCUCAUCGAGAUUUCUCUCUGAAAACGUGAAACAGUGCUGGGAAUACACGUCACAACUUUCGAAUCUCACAGCUAUUCACUUAAAAUCUGCUGCAGAGUUUCACAUGUUUAAUCAUGAGGUAAAUGAAGUUCGAGCUCACGCCAAAGAGUUGAGCAAUAUCUCCGGACAACUUCUGGAAGCAUUCUCUCCAGAGGGUCGCGUUGGUGAAACAUCAAAUCUCAGCAAUGAAAUGACUGAGAGACUCAACGCCUUCGAAAAUUUGGUGGAACGCGCGAAAUUUCUUACAUCGAAGGCGCCUUCAAUUUUGCCUGUGGAAAAUCGCCUUCUUGAAGUACGAGAAGGAAGAGCCAAGGGUUUUGAACAUGGUGGGCCCCUAAUGGUUCAGCUUCUCAUAGACUAUGUGGGGAGUCACUUUAGCGUAAAGAAAGGCGAUUCAUUGCCUUUGCUCGACACAACGGAGAAUCCUUACCUUUGGAAAGUGCAGACUCAUAACGGUCCCCAGUACAUUCCCUCAAUAGCUUGUAUUUUGGCGUCGGCAAACAGUGAGCAGAUGCAUGAUGCUUAUGGCUCUUAUUUGAGUUCCGUUUCUUCUUGUAGAACCUUGAUUAUAGUCAAAGAUGAAUGGAACAAAGCUGUUGAGAACUAUAAAAAACAAUUGGCAGUUUUUUACAGCAAAUACCUUGAGGCUAUUGGACACUGCAAGUUUCUUCACGUGACUGAUACCCAAGGAGGGAGACGUUUGAUGGAUGACCUUAACAGGCUCCUCGUACAAUGUCGUAUCGAUGACGGGCGACUGGAAAGAGCGAUGAAUGUCGUGUCAGCAAAAAUGACCUCACGUAUGGAAAAUGCCGACGAGGUGUGGAACCACUCGGAUAUUUCGGCUCUUCACAAGCCACUGCUAAUUCUUCAUGACCAACUUCAAGGAAUCAAAAAAAUUGACGAACAUGCUUCCUCCUUUACACCUCGCAUGGAAGAGUAUGUUUCAGCAAUCAGCUCAGAGGCACAUGGCCUUAAAUCCCAGCUGGAAAGUCUGAGAAUGACCCAUGAUCAACAUAGGGCUGAUCUAAAGCAGCUCUUUGAUCGAGUCCACAACUGGAAAAGCAGUUAUGAGGAAUCAAUUGAAGGACCCACACAAGGAGUUGGACGCCUCGUCUUGUCUAGUCUAUCCUCGAGUUCCGGUAUCUCUUCUGAAGAAUUUCUUCCAAUUCCUCACCCUCCUUCUCCAAUAGGCCGCAUUACGCCAUCAGUUACUCCUGAACCACGGGAGGUGACUGUCUAUGAUGCUUCGGACAUGAGACGGCACAAGCCCUCACGAUUGAGUAUUCAGGCUUUAGAUGAUUUUGAUGAGGUCCAUGUCGAGCCCUCUAGAGUGUUCAGUGGAGGUGCUAAUUUCCAAAAGAAGCAGAUUCAGACCGGUGUGAACGUUAAACAGAAGUGGAUAGCAAAACCUAAAAUGGUCCGCGACGUCGCAACACAACGUCGAUACAGGCGAGCCAUCCAGAACACGCAAACGGAUCUACAUGGCGAUCUUGUUGACUGUAGGCUUUCUAACACUCAAAGCAGAUCGAGCCGCGUAGACUGCAUGACACAAAUUGGCGUAGUGAAAGCACCUAAAGGACAACAGGUUGAUGGGUCCGUUAUUUCCGCAGCCAUGCAAGUUGGAGAACACCGUCCUUCAAUUCAGUCUAUUUCAGAAGAAGUUGUUCUCAAUCGGGCGGAAAAAGCAUACACAACAAGUUCGUUUGGCCAUUUUCCUUGUGAUGUGAAUAAGAGGGAAUUAAUGACAAAAACUGGAGAUCCACAUUCACGAGCCGGCCACCAAACUAGAAGUUCGGAACUCGAAGUACGCAAGCUCGGAACAAAGUCACCGUCUGUGGAAUCAGGAGCUUUUGGAGUUUGCCUACGUACGGAAGGGGCAGAAUUUGAGACAUUUAGGAAACAGUGUGAUGGAAUGACCCAGACUCAGACAACUAUGAAGACAUCCACUUUCGAACGUUCUCAACCUGAAAUUGAGUCUUUCACCAUGGAAGUUCCAUUAACUACCCUUUCGGGGAACAUUGAAACAAAAUCAAAUGUGAUCAAAAAGGACGGAUAUCAUCAUGCAGAAAUUGACAGAGCAUCUGUGCAGUUAGAGACCACACCGCACCUACCAAGAUGCUAUGAUGCCGAAGCUCAACUGUUCCAUGCUCCUAAGGUAACCGGGAGCUACAAUGGGAUGAGAAAUCAAAAUGACUCAUCUCUUCAAACUGAUGACAACGGGAUAAGCUACGAAAUGCAGACAUCUAAUAUGGCAGUCCAAGGCGAAUUUUUCUCAACAAACCAGGAACAGAUGAAGCAUUUAAGUCAAGCUUUUUGUACAAGUGCCUCUUAUAGUGAGCCUAAAGGCAGCGAACGGAGCAUCUCCGACGUCGAUUUGGAAAGCAGCGGCCUAGGCUUGGCACGCUCUACUGCAGCCAUCGCUAAAGGGACAUCAUAUAUGGCAACUCACUGUACCUGCAUGAAGAUGGUACCACGAGAACUUCAAACAAUUAAUAAUGCGAGCAUAAAUUCGUUUUCCUGUGCUCUUCAUCAGCCGAAAGCCCCCGAUUUUAUCAAGCCGCUUUAUGCCCGUUGUGAAACACCGCGUAGACUUCAAAGACCUGCUUCAGACGUUUUGAGAAUCGCAGCAAGUUGCCAGGUGGGAACUAUGCUUGUCCCAAAGGAGAUCAGAGUCUCAGCAGUAAGCGUUGAGAUUGAUGACAACUUGGUAGCUGACAAAUUGCAUCUCCCUAUGAAAUCUCUUCUUUGUCCAGCAUCAGUGGAGUGUCAUCCAGUUUUAACUGAGGAUGCGGGCAUUCAGAUUGUCGACAUGAAAGAGGUUGCACAACUCAAUAUCCAAACUCGUAAAGGCAGGUAUACGGCAGGGGUUGUAGAAAGCAAACAUAACCCCAGAGUGCUAACUUCCCAUAUGGUUCCAAAUGAAGCUUGCGUGGUUGAGUUUAAUACUUCGGGCACUGAAACGGACAGCGGAAGCGCUAAUUUGUCAAGAACUUCCUUAAAUCGAAAUACAGUAACUCAACGAAUCUUUAGAGAAGCUGAAUUCAAAAUUACUGUAAACGGGGUUCAAUCGGUUUCGUUAGAAAAUCGUGGUGAGAGCUGUUCGUCUGAACCAAGUUACGCAACUGCUUCAUGUCAAGUUGGAGUUCUUCUUUUGCCGGAGACUCUGGAGGUUGGAGCUGUGCCACUUCAACUGAGUAACAUGGAUAAAUCCAGCAGUAAUGACGUUGCUGUGGAAGCUGUUAUUUGCCCUACAAAGGUUCAAAUGAAGCCAGUUCUCACGGAGGAUGUCGGAAUUAAUGUCGCAAAAACACAGGGCCUUCAUCACAUGAACGUUCAAAUAGGUGGCUCAAUGUACAGAGCGUCAGUGCAGCCAGCGUCCCACCAGCGGCUUUAUCAGACUUCUGAAUCCGAUGGACACCAGUUGUGUACAUUAGAGAUCAAAGCGCAAGAAAGCUUAACUGAAAACUCUUCAGAAAACACAUUGUCAAACAUACAAACCACUUCUUCAUCAAAAACUUUCUCAAAUGCUGCUUUUACGAUUGCACUGACUGGCUCGAGAUCUCAGCAGGAGACGGUAAACCAAUUUGCCACCUGCUCCACCUGUCAUCGACAACUUGAAACUUCAUGGGAAUCAUCAGCUUCUACAGAAAUCUGUACAUCAAGGAGGCGCCAGAUGACAACCUCGCAGUCUACACAGGUAGGGGUCACUUUAAUUCCCACAAAAAACCAGUUUAGCGGAGUCAAUGCGAGAACCAAAGAGUCGAACUUAAGUCUACAAGUCGGAACUGCGACAAAUAAUAUAAUUGGCUCCUCUACUGUAAAACUAAUUUCUACGCUUUCAGAAACAAGUGGUAUUCAGGUAAAGGAUACAGGUGAGGUUGAUGCUGCAAACAGUUUAACCGAAGGAACCACGUAUUUUGGCGAUGCACGCAGCCAAUUAGCCAAGUUUACGACCAAGCCUAUUUCGCAAACUCGUCUUGCUAAUCUUGCUCAGGCAACUGGUGAUUUGAUGCCAGGUGAAAAAACGCAAAUUCAAAAACCACUUGCUGUUGAUGUGGGUAAGGCAGCGAAAUUUCGACAGUCCGAAUGUGACAUCGAGGUCGUCAACACACAAGUCAGCGACGUCUGUGAAUUUUGUCAUGGUAGUGGAAGAAGAGCCUCAGGUCACCUCAGUUCCCAAAACCGUCUAGCUAGCUCUACUUCUUCUACGUAUCAAUCUGUAGCCAACCGCAACAUCAGAGGCCCACCAAUGAGGAGUAUCAAAUGUCAGGUUGGAACCAUGCUACGACCCACGCGUGUUUAUUUGGCUAAUGUCGAAAUGAAGCCGAGGACAACCGAAGUUGCUAAACUAAUUGGCAUAAAUGCGAACUCAAUAAUCUGUCCAUCAAGUGUUCAGUUGAGAACCGAACUGACUGAAAAUGCUGGCAUCGAAGUACUCGACGUGAAGGAUGUGGGCAGUAUGGAGGUUCUGGCAGGAACGGCUUCAUUUGAAGCAAGUGUGUGCGGUGGUGCAACAGUUGAACUAGAAACGAAGCUUACCGACACCUCCGGAAUAACUGUGGUGGACGUUCGUGAAGUGAAGGAACUGGGAAUAACCGUAGGUGAAAAAAAAGGCGCGGUGAGUGUUGCAGGUAGAAAAAUGGGAGUAAGGGGUUUAAGCGCCAACUUCGAACCUCCAGAACCCGCUUACCUGGUUUUUAAUUCCCGUCAGUCUAUGAGCCUCGCGCACACAAGAGGCAUGAUCAACACGACAGCGAUAUCUGAAACAAAAAAAACUAUUGACCGAAAUGCAGGAUGCACAUUUCGAAUCCGUCAACUUGCGGAACCGUUGAAAUCGGUGGCCCUCUCAAGAACGCAGUUAAAACCUGAAGUAUGUAAGCAGGAGAGCAUCGGUUGCCAGGUCGGUGCAAAGAUUAUACCCGAUACAAUAAGGGUUUCUUCCGUCAAGUUACAUGUAGAGGAUGAUGCCAGUGCAGAUAUUUUUGGAGUUCCAGUAGGUUCAACACUUCUACCAACCACGUGCAACUUUAAAACACAACUCUUCGAAAUGCCGGGCAUCGACUUGGUCCAAAUGAAUUCAGUGGACCAGCUCGAACUGCAGAUUGAAAAUGAAAAGUUUAGUGCUCAAGUGGACGGAGGUAGCUGUAGACUGAAGACUUCCACUACGACAGGAACAUGGAACAAGAAACUUGCUACAUCCAGCCUGCCCGGUUUUCAAAGAACCGCAGCCCAAGUGACUUCUGGAGCCCAGCGAGCAGAUGCUCAUUUACCCCUCACCACUGGUCCAUAUCUGAUAGCAGAGUGGGAAACUAUUUCCCCGAAGGAAAGUCUUGUGGUACUAAGUGGACUUACUCUGGGAGGACAAAAAUUGAGGCUUCGAGUGAACGGUGAUAUUCGUGGUAAACUGCACGUGCAGACAGGGCAGUUCACACCUGGUGACGCAAAACAAGUUACCGGCUACAUAGGUUCUCAGAUGGGAACAGCAAACAGAGUUUUACCGGGAAGGCCAAACUCAAGACUGUGUGACGUUGCGUGCGAGGCUUUAAUCAAACCCGAUACACUCGAAAAAAGGUUACAAACAGCAAAUCUCUAA